This is a messenger RNA of Rhincodon typus (whale shark), 2428 nucleotides long. Its product is annotated as neuropeptides B/W receptor type 2-like. Gene Ontology annotation, biological process: neuropeptide signaling pathway. Bases 575 to 1753 code for a protein of 392 amino acids. Gene Ontology annotation, cellular component: membrane; neuron projection. Gene Ontology annotation, molecular function: neuropeptide receptor activity; neuropeptide binding. The transcript is spliced from 3 exons. NCBI's taxonomy places the organism in Eukaryota, Metazoa, Chordata, Chondrichthyes, Orectolobiformes, Rhincodontidae. The record is from RefSeq and is a predicted model, not a curated record.
UUUUUAAAAAGCGCUUGCUUUUCCGUUUCCCACAAUUGGAAGCGAUGUUGGCAGUGGCUUCGCUUUUCAAAGGAUUUCGUUACAUUUUGUGUUUAAUUAUUUGUUUCGGGCUGAUGGUGAAACUUUGGAGAAUUGGCGACAAAGACGUUUGGGAGGUAAAAAGGAGAGGUUACAGAUGAAAUCGCAGCGGAUUGGACGCCAGCAGAACUGGAGAGAUAGACGCUGCUGGACGAAUCCCACAUAGGCUGUUACAGAACCGGAGUUCCUCGGACAGUUGUGAGCAGCUGGGCGUUGAACACUUACAAUAUCUCCCAGCUGCUAUCUAUUUAAAAAAAAAGCACAGCAAUUUACCCGAUCUGAAACGAAAUCCAUCAAUGGCCUCCAGCGAGUUGCUUUGUCAAUGGAUUUUAGGAGGUGUUGCAAGUUUUAAAAUUGAGAGCGGAUGCCUGAAUGAGAUUGUCUGAUAUUGAACCCGUGAUAUUGGACAUUCGGUUAUGCUAUUGGAGGCACAACUUGAAAAGACGACCUGGAGCCCCGAAGAAAGGUUUUAUUCCCUUUGCCAGUGAAAUGGGGUAUGGUGCGUUGCCAAUGGCAACUUGAAAAGAUCAAUUUCACUUUCGUUCGGGGCAGGUUUACGCUGGAAACAAACUGGAUUUUUCUGCGGCUCACAGAGAUUCUAUUAAGCCUGCUAAAAGCAACUAAGAGACAACAGUCUUCGUUUCAGGAACACAGGCCCCACAGACGGUUAUUCACCAUGGAGAACAUUUCAGACACUGGGGCUCUGAAUAGAUCCUGUUACGGUUCGGAGGAUAUGUGUGAGUUUUACAAUGGGACAGACACUAACUUCACAGUACCUGAACAGUACCAAGAUUUCUACAUAGUGCUUCCAGUGAUCUAUUCUGUGAUCUGUGCUGCCGGGCUCACAGGCAACACGGCGGUGAUUUAUGUCAUUCUCAAAGCUCCUAAUAUGAAGACAGUGACUAACAUGUUCAUUUUAAAUCUGGCGAUUGCAGAUGAUUUGUUCACCCUGGUGCUGCCCAUCAAUAUAGCGGAUCACCUCCUAUACUACUGGCCCUUCGGAGAGAUCAUGUGCAAGCUCAUCCUUUCCAUUGACCACUACAAUAUUUUCUCCAGCAUUUAUUUCCUGACGGUUAUGAGUGUAGACCGCUACCUGGUGGUCCUGGCCACCGUGCGCUCCAAGAAGCUGCCACAGCGCACUUACAGGGCGGCCAAGAUCAUCAGUCUCUGCGUCUGGCUCCUGGUCACCCUCAUCGUCUUGCCGUUCACCAUCUUCGCCGAAGUCUACACCGAUCCCAUGAACAGGAAGAGCUGCGUGCUGGUGUUCCCCAGACCAGAGCGGGCCUGGUUGAAAGCCAGCCGCAUCUACACUCUGAUCUUGGGCUUUGCAAUCCCGGUUUCCACCAUCUGCCUGCUCUACACCAUGAUGCUCUACAGGCUGAGGAACAUGCACCUGAACUCGAACGCCAAAGCCCUGGACAAAGCCAAGAAGAAGGUGACACUGAUGGUCUUCAUCGUGCUGGCCGUGUGUCUGUUCUGUUGGACUCCCUUCCACCUGACCACCAUUGUCUCUCUGACCACCGAUGUUCAAGAGACGCCUCUUGUGAUUGGUAUCGCCUACUUUAUCACCAGCUUAAGCUACGCCAAUUCCUGCUUAAACCCCUUUCUGUACGCCUUUCUGGACGACAGUUUCCAGAAGAGUUUUAAGAAAUUAUUGGAGUGCAGAGCAGCGUAGAAGGAAAAGAAAAAGGUUAGGCAGGGGUUUGACCAAAACCGGGGCUUGAUUUUAUCAAGUAUGAUUGUUUUAAUCUAAACGCGACAGCGCAGUGCUAACUACAAACUUCCCUGCCGCCACUUCUUGUUGCAGGCUUCUUGUGGCUGAUGCUAAAUGGUACCAUUUGUGAAAGAUCACUCCGGUAACAUCCACCAGCUCGGCAGUAAAACCCCCCUGAGGGAAUUACAGCAGUGCGAACUUUUUUAUCCUGGCUGUGCUCGUGUUGACUGUGACCCGCCGGAAUGAUUCUACAUUAACUUGAAAUUUCGAUGUAUCUGUAGGAUGAGCCCGUGAGGGUGAGAGUUAAAUUAACUUUUUGUUUGGGUAGCCAGGAACGUCAUCUCGGGAGAUAUUGCCGUUAUGUAUGUGCAGAUUUAUGCAGAAAGGGUAGUAUUGUACAUUUCAAAGGGCCAAUGAUAACAUCGACGUCCUUCAUAUUUUGGGAGAUUGCAUGUUGAAUGCACUAAGUUCUGAGCCUUGCCUCCUGAAAUUCUUUAUGAUCUAAAAGUUGUUGCACUUUCUCUUCCCUAUUACUCUUCAUGUGUAUUAUCUCAUUUAGACAAUGUGUAAACCUAUGGCUGCUAGCUGUUCUGCUGUUGUAUUUUCAUUGUCCUUACUCUCGAAUCAUGUCAAUAA